CACGAACAAAGGGCCGUUGCCGGGGCAACCGGUCCCUCUUGGCAACCAGCUGGACGGAGGAGAGGAGGAUGGAUGGAUGGAUGGACGGAGGGGUGGCUUCUCCUUUGAAAUCUGUCUGGGAAAUGUUUGGCGAAUGUGUGGAAGGCCUGGGCGACCACGAGGCUCUGCUGCUCCACUCCUGCCGCCAGUGGACCACGGUCACAGCCCACAGUCUGGAGGAGGGACACUACGUGGUGGGACCCAAGAUCGACAUCCCCCUCCAGUUCCCAGGGAAGUUCAAGCUGCUGGACCAGGACCGGGACGUGCGGGAGCCGGUGCAGUUCUUCAGCAGCGUGGAGGAGGUGGCCGGCACCUUCCCCGACCGCGUCUUCGUCCUGGAGGCCAUCACCUUCAGCGUCAAGGUAGUCUCAGGUGAGUUCAGCGAGGACAGCGAGGUCUACAACUUCUCCCUCCAUGCUGGGGACGAGCUGACACUCAUGGGUCAGGCGGAGAUUCUGUGCGCCAAGGCCCCCAAGGAGAAGUCCCGCCUCAACACCCUGCUGCGGAAGUUGGGCAAAGCCGGAGGGAGUGCCGGUGGCCUCAUCAGCGGAGGAGGAGGAGGCCCCGUCGAGGGGGUUAGCGGCGCCGGGCUCAAGACCCCGAAGGGCAAGAUGCCCUGCCUGAUCUGCAUGAACCACCGGACCAACGAGAGCCUCAGCCUGCCCUUCCAGUGCAAGGGCCGCUUCAGCACCCGCUCGCCCCAGGAGCUGCAGAUGCAGGAAGGGGAGCACACCGUGCGCAGCAUCAUCGAGAAGGUGCGUCUCCCGGUGAAUGUGACGGUGCCGAGCCGCCCGCCGCGCAACCGCUACGACCUGCACUGCAUCCGCGAGGGCCACUGCUACAAGCUGGUCAGCAUCAUCUCCAAGACGGUGGUGCUGGGCUGCGCGGUGCGGGAGGCGGAGGUGUCGCCCUUCCACCUGCUGCUCCUGGCCGACGUGCCGCGCUUCCUGCUGCCGGAGGGGCUGUCGCUGCCUGGUGGGCUGCCGGACCCCCCGCUGGAGAGGCUCCUCCGCGACUGCGCCGCUUUGUGCCAGGAGCGCUUUGAUCCCAACGAGUACUCCCGGGCCGUGCGCGAGGCCAAGCCGGACCUGUCCGAGGAGAGUGUCGCCAGCCCACGGCGCCUGCGGCUGUGCCUCCAGGGCCGCUCCGCCCGUGACCAAGUGGCCCACUCCUUCCAGCGUCUCUCUCUUUGCCUCUACAGUGCCGGCACUGUCACCGCCGCAUCCUCCUCCUCCUGCUCAGCCUCCUCUGAGAGUUCCGGCCAAGACCCGGGCCCCCCUGUGGGAGGCAGAAGGGUCCCCCGGCGCCUUGUCCUGCCCCCCACUUUCCGCUCGCAGGAGCCCCCCGAGAGGGAAGAGUACCUGGCCCCCGACUGGGCUCCGACCCCUCUCCGACCCCCCUACGAGCGGCCCUACGAGGAGCUCUGGUCUGGGCAGAACUACGCUGAGGCCCCCAGUGGGAGGCCAGCGCCGUGGGCAGAGGACCGGGCCCAGGCCGACAAGGUCCACGACCUCAAGACCUUCGCCGGAUCUACCCCCCUGGAUGCCCCACCCCCCGUGCCCCCCAAGUCAGAGGCGGUUCGGGAGGAAUGCCGCCUGCUUGUGGCUCCACCGGUGCCGCCCAGAGGGUCCCUUGCGCCCCCCGGCUCCAGCCCCCCACCCACAGUGCGAUUCCCCAAAGCCCAGGCCGGCCCUUUGCUCGCCUCUGGCCUCUCGUACUACUCUUCCGGCCUCCACGACGACGCGCCUGUUCCCCGGAGCGGGAGCUGCUCCCCUUCCCCGGACGCUUACUCCCUCUACUGCUACCCCUGCACUUGGGGUGACUGCAAAGUCGGGGAGACCCCCAACCGGUCGAUGCUGUGCAACCCACCGGCUCAGCCCCGUUCCCCUCCGCCGCCGGCCCCCCCAGCGGCGUCCAUCACGGGACCUUCGUGGCCGGACCCUUGGCCUUAUAGUGACCCGGGCAGAUCCACCCCAUUGCUGGAUCCUGUCCAGAGCUGCCAGAGCUGCCCCCUCCUCAAGGGACCCCCUCCCCAGAAGCGCUUUGCCCCCUUCGGGGCCUUGAACCCCUUCUCCAGCCCAGCUUCUUCCUCCUCCUCCGACUGGCCGGAACCCCUGGAAUGGACCCGGCCCCCUUCCCCUGAACCCUUUGAGCCCUUUGGGGGGACCCCUUCCCCGCCUCCCCGUGCCGCCCCGGCCUUUGAGCCACCACCUCCUGAGGCCACGGCCGCCUGGACACUGGGGUGCGAGGGGCCUGCGGGGCGGCUCUUCCUGACGGAGGUGCCCCCGACAUCCGCCCGGCCCAACUCCCGGCCCAACGGGGACGGUUCCCCCUGGCAGCCCCCCGGUGACCUCUCCUCCCUCUCGCUGGAGGGCGUCUCCCAGUGCCUGCGCUUCAUCGGACUCUCGGAGGAGCUGGCCGGGCGCUUUGCCCGCGAGCGCAUCGAUGGCAGCAUCUUCGUCCAGCUGACCGAGGAGAUCCUCUCCGAAGACUUCCGGUUGACCAAGCUCCAGGUCAAGAAGGUCAUGCAGUUCAUCAAGGGCUGGCGGCCCAAGAUUUAAGCGUGGAAAGGUGGUCCGAAAAUCGGACUCGGAAAGAUGAAAGGGACAUCUUGACCCCAAACCCAAUGAAAAGAUGGCACUUGGAGGGCAGAGGAGGGGUCCUUGUUGGUGGUUCUCAUGGUGGCCAAAGGGCCACAGGAGGAGUUGGGCGAAGGGGCUGCAAUUGGGCCUCCUCUUCCUUCUCCAGCAUUUGGAGGAAGGAGGGUCCUCUCUGAAGACUUCCGGCAGACCAAGCUCCAGAUCAAGAAGCUCAUGCAGUUCAUCAAGGAGUGGUAGACCAAGAUUUAAGCUUAGAAGGGUGGUCAGAAAAGCAGACUCUAAAAGAUGAAAGGGACAUCUUGACCCCAAACCCAAUGAAAAGAUGGCACUUGGA
Anolis carolinensis (green anole) is the source of this 2973-nucleotide messenger RNA. It is a transcript of the gene garem2, whose product is annotated as GRB2 associated regulator of MAPK1 subtype 2. NCBI's taxonomy places the organism in Eukaryota, Metazoa, Chordata, Lepidosauria, Squamata, Anolidae. The coding region runs from base 69 to 2600 and encodes 843 amino acids. The transcript is spliced from 7 exons. The record is from RefSeq and is a predicted model, not a curated record.